This is a messenger RNA of Linum trigynum, 4149 nucleotides long. Lineage: Eukaryota; Viridiplantae; Streptophyta; Magnoliopsida; Malpighiales; Linaceae. The record is from the annotation of a GenBank genome assembly.
UGGAAGUCACGAUUGUACAGACUUAUACACAUUUGGAUUUAUGUUCUGGGUCUGGUCUGUAAACUUAUUUUUUACUAGAUUUGAUUAGGGUGAUGCCGCAUGGAGAAGUACUAUAUAUACUUCUCAAUCCCUUUGUAAUCUGUAAUCUCCUCAAAUAUAGUGAAACUGAUUCUCUCCUAUCCAUGGACUAACACACAUUGUGUUAGUGAAUCACGUAAAUCUCUGUGUUCUUUACUUUCUUGUAUUGUCGAUUAUCUCGAUUUUUUUUUCAAAAUUUAUAACACCAGAAUUAAGUAGUCAUGACUAAACACUUCAGAUUGCUUUCAUUUUGUGUAACUAUGUGUAUUGUCCAACGGGGAGGGCCUGAUGCGGGGCAAGUUGCCCUGGGAUCCGGGCACAAUUCAGAGGGGGAGCAGAGCAGGAGGCGGGGACAAUAACUGCAGCUGAUCGGGUUUUGACUAAAGGAAUUUCCCCUACCGAGGAAACGAGGAGGAUAUCGAGGAAAGUAGGCAGAAAAAUUUCCCUAGUCUGAGACCCAAAAUACCUGACUGGUAUUUAGACCUGAUUUUGGGUCUGGACGAUGAGAUUUUUGUGUGUUUAAGUUGUUUUUAUUAUUUUUAAUUGUCAAAACCUAUAUAAAGGUCGAGACUCGGGUUUUAGCAAGGUUCUAAAAGGCGCUAGGCAUAAAGGCAGGCGCUCGGCUCCUGACUUGCGCCUUGCUCAAUUAGGCGUAGCCUAGGCGCGCCUAGGCGUUCAGAGCAUAAAUGGAAAAUCUAGGCGCUCGGCUCCUGACUUGCGCAUUGCUCAAUUAGGCGCGCCUAGGCGUACAGAUUAUGUAGCAGUUUGGUGGGAAAAGAUUCAACAACGUCGAAUGAUGAAUCUUCACCCUGAACUUUCUACUUGGGCAAAACUCCGAGGCUUGAUGCGUGAUUGGUUUGUUCCUCCUUUCUAUCAGAGAGAUCUCGAUGAUGCCUUGUAGGGAAUUCGGCAAGGAGCGUGCUUUGUUGAUGAAUACUUCAAGGAGAUGGAACUGCUCAUGAUGAGAGCAGAUGUGAGGGAAGACAACGAAGCCAUGAUGGCUUGAUUUCUGCAUGGGAACAGAGAAAUCAAGAAAGAAGUAGAGUUUCGUCAGUUUGUGGAGUUGGAGGAAGCGGUGCAUUUGGCCAUGAAAGUAGAGAAGCAGCUGAGCUGAAGAUGAGCUCGGGAAGAAGGUACCCCCCUUCACCCAAACCUGUUGCAGAGAACAUUCCUGAGGCUUAACUGAAUCAUCCUAAGCAAGAAGGUGACAAGUCAGCUGCCAGGAACAUAGCCCCGGUCAUUCAAGCCAGGAAUGAAGUCUCAACUGGAAGCAUCCAAUGCUUUAAGUGCUUUGGCCGAGGUUACAAGGCUAACCUUUGCCCCAACAAGAAGACUCUUGUCUUGCGAGAUGGUGAGUACUUUUCUGAAAAGGAGUAUGAAGAGAAGCCCAUGGGAAAUGGAUUCGGCUCUGAUGUUGAUUCUGAAGAUGACGAUAUGGAUGAGCACUUUAAGGCUGAGAAACCUCCAGCAGGUAAACUUCUUGCAGUGAACCGCCGAGCUUUAUCCAUUGGAGCUUACACAGAGACGAAGCAGAGGGAUAAUCUUUUCCAUUCUUGUUGCCUGGUCGACGGAAAGGUGUUAUCCGUGGUGAUCGACGGUGGUAGCUGCACCAAUGUGAUCAGUCUGGAUACAGUCAAGAAGUUUGUAUUGAGCACCAUCAAGCAUCCUCAACCAUACACUCUGCAUUGGUUGAACAACUAUGGGAACAUCAAAGUCAACAAGAAGGCCAAGGUUUGUUUACAGAUUGGUGACUAUGUGGAUGAGAUUUGGUGUGAUGUUGCUCCAAUGCAGGCUGCUCGUCUCCUAUUCGGUCGUCUGUGGCAAUACGAUCGAGAGGACAUUUAUGAUGGAAGACACAAUAGCUACUGGUUCAAGAGAAGAUCAACAGGUGAAGUCCAGGAAGAUCAACAACAGGUGGCCAUGAAUUGGGCCAAGGAGAUAGGAAGUGCGAGUGGCUCGGAGUCGGAGGACGAAAAUGGAGCACAUCUGAUGGUUCGAAUGAACAUGUUGAUUGCAUUGAGGGGAAUUCCAGUUGGAAAUGCUAUUAAUGUGGUCUUUUACGGUAAAACACAAGCUUUGAGGGAAAAGCCUCUCCAACGUGGAGAGCCUCAUCCAGGCCAAGUUGCAUUGGGAUCCGGGCACAAUUCCAGAGGGGGAGGAGAGCAGGUGGCGGGGACAGCAACUGCAGCUAACCGGGUUUUGACUAAAGGAAUUUCCUUGGUCUAAGACCCAAAAGCCCGACCGAGUAUUUAGACUGGGUUUCGGGUCUGACCGACGGGAUUUUUGUUAUUUUUAAUUGUCCAUACCUAUAUAAAGGUUGAGACUCGGGUUUUAGGGUUAGUUUUAGCAGAAUAUUGAUUUUUAUCUGGGUUUUAAGCUUGAGCCUUGAUCUUUUCUUUCUAUCAAUCAAGUUUUCCCCUUGAUUGUGGUCAAGAUUCUAUCUUUUAAUAUUGAUUGAGCCUUCUCCCGAUUUGUGUUGAGAUUGCACUUUCAAUUCCAUCCUAUCCCAAACAAACAAAAACCCCUAAACAAUCUUUCUAUUGUUCGUUCUUGAAGCUGCGUACUUUAAUAACUAUGGGUGCAGGUUCCGUGCUCAUAUCAAAUAAUAAUUAAAAAAGAAAAAACAAGAAAAACAAAAACAUAUGAAGAACAAAAUGAAAAAAGAUGGAGAGUGAGUAGUGAUUAGUAGACUAACAAAGUCCACAACUCGGAAACCCAACAGUAGCUUCCCCAAAUCAAUCUGCCACUCUGCUAGUAAGACCCUAUAACUAUUUUAUUAUAUUAUUAAAGGAUAUAUAAUGAUAAUGAUAAUUAUUAUAUAAUAACUUUGAUGUAGUUGCAUGCUGCUUGCUGGUAGUCAAUAAAGGGAAAAAAGCCUCCACCACCUCUGCGGAGUGAAUAGGCAUCUAUAUGUUGUCUUGUAUCCACGUGACUCUCUAUCAUCUCUCUAGAUUUUCAAAUACUCCCACCUCUCUCUAAAACAGAUUUUGGGUUUUGUGGGCUGCCGUUGACGCCUUAGGGUUGUUUCUUUCUUUCUUUUGCUUUGUUGCUCAUUUCCGUUGUUCUAUGCUUCCUUUUUGGGGCUUUUUCUCACCUCUUCUCAGAAGAUUGUGCUUCUUCUUCUUCCUCAUGUUUGAUCUUCCUAGAUAAGAACAUUGAGAUGUUUUGUUGGUGACAGAGGGGGUUUAGGUUUCUUCAAUAUGCUUUCUCCUUCGUAUUUCUGAUCCUCCUCCUUGAUUCAUCGCUUCGGCUUGGUGUUUCGAAGAAGACUGGGAAUCCUAUUGUGAUCCUCUCGUGGUUUUAGCUUCAUGGAACUCGAAGGUGAAGAUCAAACAACAGAGUCUCUUGAUCAUUUUCCUCGAUGAUUUUAGUGGUUCAUCGACGUGCAUUUUCAUCUUUUUAAGGUGGGUUUGCAGGUUUUCUCCGAGGUUGACUUGCUGGUCGACAACUCAGGGUUGACGGUUUCCUCCUUCAAUGGUGUUUGAUGCUUGUGACAUCGCUGUUUUGGUGUGGCUUGCUUCCUCUGGGUGGUGGCUGCUCUUGCAUUUGGAGUUUGAUUAUGAUGCUAGGGUUUCCUCAGGCCAUGUGUUGGACCUUUGCCUUUUGUGGUAUUAUGUUUGAGCCCUUUGUUGUUUGUUCUUUUCUAGGGGUUUUGGCCCAUAAUCUGUACAGUUCCUGGGUUCAUUUAAUGAAUUGCCAAUGCUUUAAAAAAAAGAAAGAUUUGUUCUCUUGUUGAGAUAAGUCUAAAGGCAGGCAUACCGGGUAAACGUAGUCAGCCCGCAAGAAAGAACCUAGAACAAGAAACAAAAACACGUGCUUAGUAAAAGGCUAAAGCUUUCUAGCUAGGUGUUGAUAUAGUUUCCAGAUAUUUCAGAGUCAAAAACAGGCAAAGCAAUAAUGGAAGUGAGAAGUAAGUGGAAGGGAUUUAAUUUGGUAUGGAAAUGGAAUAGCAGUGGUUUUAGGGAGGGAGAUUGCGGUUUUCUGUCGGGUUGGGAUGAAAAUUACCAAGUUGGAAAACAUGGGCGAUGAGAUUUGGGCGGAAAAAUCUUAAAAUACACAUGUUUUUAAAAA